This is a messenger RNA of Humulus lupulus (European hop), 3136 nucleotides long. Its product is annotated as EIN3-binding F-box protein 2-like. The record is from RefSeq and is a predicted model, not a curated record. Bases 382 to 2313 code for a protein of 643 amino acids. The transcript has 2 exons. Lineage: Eukaryota; Viridiplantae; Streptophyta; Magnoliopsida; Rosales; Cannabaceae. Gene Ontology annotation, biological process: SCF-dependent proteasomal ubiquitin-dependent protein catabolic process. Gene Ontology annotation, cellular component: SCF ubiquitin ligase complex. Gene Ontology annotation, molecular function: protein binding.
AGGAAGAAUACAUUGCAUGUACCAAAAAACCAUACCACACCACACCAUUGUUUUUUGACAACGACAACUUUUCUUGUCCCUUCUCCCAAUAAAACCCUUUUCUCCACUUACACAUAUAUUCCAUUUCCAUUUCCAUUUCCCUUACCCAUUCCAUUCGUCACUCAACCAAAUCAAAAUCUUUCAUUUUUUCUUCUUGGCUUUUCUUUUUUGCCCUGCUUGUUGGGGUUUCCUCUCUUCAAUUCAAAUGCUCUUGUGCUUUCUUUGGAUCUUAAUCUGCUUCGCUGCAACCGUUUUUGCUUCAAGUUUGAUCCUUUUUUCUCUCCCUGGAGGGUUUUUGUGCCUUGAGGAGCUCUUCGGCUUUGUUCUUUUUCGACUGUCAUCAUGCCUACCCUUGUUAAUUACAGUGGUGAUGAUGAAUUUUACUCUGGGGGCUCUUGUUACUCAAACCAGGGACUGUUUGGUUCCCAUGUUGAUGUGUAUUGUCCUCCUAGCAAGAGAGCACGGAUCAGUGCCCCUUUUGCCUUCGAAGGAAGCUUCUUGGAGCAGGUUGUUAAACCCUCCAUUGAAGUACUACCCGAUGAGUGCCUUUUUGAGAUCCUAAGACGCCUGCAGGGCGGUAAAGAGAGGAGCUCUUGUGCUUGUGUUUCAAAGAAAUGGCUUUCGAUGUUGAGUAGUAUCCGCAGAACUGAGAUGCCAUCAAAGUUGGAGAAUGAAGUGGUUUCCUCUAGUGAUGUUGAAAUGAUCGAUUCUGAUGAAGAUCAAGAACUAAAAAGUGAUGGAUAUCUUUCAAGGUGUGUGGUGGGAAAGAAAGCAACUGAUACUCGACUAGCUGCCAUUUCAGUUGGAACUAGUAGCCGUGGGGGACUUGGAAAGCUUUCAAUCCGAGGAAGCAACACCGUUCGUGGAGUUACAGACGUUGGACUGUCUGCUAUUGCUCGGGGUUGUCCAUCUUUGAAGGCCCUUUCUUUGUGGAAUGUUCCCGCUGUUGGAGAUCAAGGUCUUUAUGAGAUAGCUAGAGGAUGCCCAUUGUUAGAGAAGCUUGACCUUUGCCAGUGUCCUUCAAUUUCCAACAAGGGUUUGAUGGCAAUUGCUGAGAAUUGCCCUAAUUUGACAGCUUUGAGUAUUGAAUCAUGCUCUAAGAUUGGUAAUGAUGGAUUGCAAGCUGUUGGAAGGUUUUGCUCCAAGCUGCAGUCUGUAUCUAUCAGAGACUGUCCUCUUGUUGGGGAUCAUGGAGUAUCAAGUCUGCUAUCAUCAGCUUCUUUAGUGCUAUCAAAGGUAAAGCUUCAGGCUUUGAAUAUCACAGACUUCUCCAUUGCAGUGAUUGGACAUUAUGGCAAGGCUAUUACCAAUCUUAAUCUUAUUGGUCUCCAAAAUGUAAGUGAGAAAGGAUUUUCGGUCAUAGGAAAUGCUCAAGGUCUUCAGAAGUUGGUGUCAUUAGCAAUUACUUCUUGCCGGGGAAUAACCGAUGCCAGCCUUGAAGCUAUGGGCAAGGGUUGUGUGAAUCUUAGGCAGAUGUGCCUUCGUAAGUGUUGUUUUGUGUCUGAUAAUGGCUUGGUUGCUUUUGCCAAAGUUGCUGCAUCGCUUGAGAGCCUACAAUUGGAGGAGUGUAAUAGGGUUACCCAGGCAGGGAUUGUUGGUGCUCUCUCAAACUGUGGAACUAAGUUGAAGUCCCUUACCCUAGUGAAGUGCAUGGGCAUCAAGGAUAUCACUUCUGAAGUAUCUAUGCCCUCUCCCUGCAGAUCUCUUCGAUCUCUAUCCAUCCGAAACUGCCCUGGUUUUGGUAGUGUUAGCCUUGCCAUGGUGGGGAGCUUGUGCCCUCAACUUCAGGAUGUAGAUCUGAGUGGGCUUUAUGGAAUAACAGAUGCUGGGAUUCUUCCACUUCUUGAGAACUGUGAGGAAGGACUUGUCAAAGUGAAUCUUAGUGGCUGCCUGAAUUUAUCAGAUGAGGUAGUCAUUGCUUUGGCUAAGUUUCAUGGAGGAACAGUGGAGUCAUUGAAUCUUGAUGGAUGCAGGAGGAUCACGAAUGCAAGUUUGGCAGCAAUUGCAGAUGAUUGCUUGUUACUCAGAGAUCUAGACCUUUCUAAAUGUGCAAUCACUGAUUCUGGCAUUUCAGCCCUUUCUAAUGCAACGCAAAUCAAUUUGCAAGUGCUCUCUCUUUCUGGUUGUUCUGAAGUAACGAACAAGAGCGCAUUUUGCCUUAAGAAAUUGGGUGAGACUCUAGUUGGGUUGAAUCUCCAACAUUGCAAUUCAAUCAGCAGCAGAACAGUUGAGCUGCUUGUGGAGAGCUUGUGGAGAUGUGAUAUCUUGGCCUAAUUAAGAGAUUGAACAGAACAAUACUCUCCUAUAUGCUAAAAGAGAGGCAGAUAUAGAGAUGUCAGAGAUAGUGGAGUCCGUGGAUUUGUUUUUUAAGUUGUUACUUGAUAGGUGGUUUUUAGCUCUUAUGGUUAACCGAUAUGGAUAGCACAACGUUAGUCAUACUGUUUUUGCUCAUCAUUGGUGGACUUUUUGGCUGGCUUGGUUGUUUUCUGGGUGACUUUGGCCUAUACUUUGUCAUCCUUUUUUAGCAGGCUCCCUUACCUGUUCUCACUGUUUAGCCCCUGAUCAGCAGGAGGUUUCAUCUUGGCCAUGGUUCCCAGUGAAUAUUACCAAGUUUUAGUCCAAGGUUCUCCACUUGCUGGUGCGUUUUCUUACUGCACACGUUUGGGUCCUGCUAUUCGAUGUGGUGUUUUUAGCUUUCCUGCACAUUCCUCCAUUGGCGUGUCUGAUCAAGCUUUCUUUUUUAUGUUUCACCCCUGCGAAACCCAUUGUUUGAAGUCAGUUCUUUGUAGUAGAGUGACUAAAAAGAGUCUGUUUCAGGGAUUUGCAUAAUUGUAGGGGGUUUGUUUUUCCCUUUUCACGAGUGUUUUUCAGUGUUGGGUGGUUGAUUUAGGCAGUUCUUUAGUAAGGGUACCUCGGAUCUAUGUGGGCUUUGAUGGUGGCAUUCUCUUAUGUGUGCCUUGACAACCUUGUUUUGGUUGUUUUUUUUCUCAUUUUAUCAUCCAUGUCCCAUAUAGCUUUGCUGGUUUCUCAUUCUACUGUGUUGUACUUUGUCACUACUUUAAUAUAAAUAAAUAAAAAAUUAGGUAAUUUAGCUUGA